AAAAAGCCCAAAUUUUCUACCUUACAAUGCGCCCGAACAGCCGUACCGAUUUCACGGUCGCUAUUAUUUGCGCACUGACAUUGGAAGCCGAGGCUAUCGAAGAGACCUUCGAUGAAGUUUUUGAUCGUUUGAGCAAAGUCUAUGGCAAGCACCCCAAAGACAGAAAUGCAUACAUCAAUGGAAGGAUCGGAGCGCAUAACGUCGUCCUGGCUUACCUGCCAGACAAGGCAAAGCGGACCGCCGCGAGUGUGGCUACCAGCCUUCCGUUUAGUUACCCCAACAUUGGAAUCGGCCUGGUUGUUGGUAUCUGUGGAGGAGCACCACGAUCGCCUAGCAAUGAGCAGAUCUUCCUGGGCGAUGUUGUUAUGAGUGAUGCGGUGGUUGAAUAUGACUCCGGUGUACAGCUUCCAGGAGGUUUCCAGCGUGCGACUGAUAUCAACCUUGUUCCUGGUAGGCCCAGUCGAGAAAUUCGAAAUCUUCUUGCAGGGCUUAGAGCAAUUGGUGGUCGUCGAGAGUUUCAGGACCAGAUAUCGCAGCACCUACACAAGAUCCAACAGCGCAAUGAAAAGUGGCGACGCCCUUGCUUUACUGAUGACAUUGUCUUCAACGCCUCCUAUCAUCAUAAGCAUCAUAAGCUGAUAUCUGCCAAAUGUCCCCAUGUUAGUGGAAACGGGGGGCAUGGCAUAUGCGAAGGUGCAAUGAGCAAAAUCUGCGCCGACCUUGGCUGUGAUGACAAUGAAAUCAGUCGUCGUCGACACCACACAGAGCUGGAUAGCAUGUCUAUCCAUAUCGGCGCAAUUGCAUCUGCUGAUACGGAGAUGAGAUCUGGAGAGCAUCGUGACCGCUUAGUGUCCUCAGAACGAGUGAUUGGUUUUGAAACGAUAGGGGCCGGUGUAUGGGACAUUUUCCCAUGUAUCAUUAUCAAAGGAGUGUGUGACUAUGCGGAUAGCCACAAGAACAAUACAUGGCAAGCAUAUGCUGCGGCAACGGGUUCUUGCGCGGCCAAGUCUUUUCUGGAGUACUGGAGGCCUGUUGCAACAGGACCUUAG
Messenger RNA from Aspergillus candidus, 1049 nucleotides. Its product is annotated as nucleoside phosphorylase domain-containing protein. NCBI's taxonomy places the organism in Eukaryota, Fungi, Ascomycota, Eurotiomycetes, Eurotiales, Aspergillaceae. Gene Ontology annotation, molecular function: catalytic activity. Gene Ontology annotation, biological process: nucleoside metabolic process. Bases 27 to 1049 code for a protein of 340 amino acids. The transcript has a single exon. The record is from RefSeq and is a predicted model, not a curated record.